This is a messenger RNA of Aspergillus lentulus, 930 nucleotides long. Its product is annotated as putative NRPS-like enzyme. NCBI's taxonomy places the organism in Eukaryota, Fungi, Ascomycota, Eurotiomycetes, Eurotiales, Aspergillaceae. The record is from RefSeq and is a predicted model, not a curated record. Gene Ontology annotation, molecular function: phosphopantetheine binding.
AUGGCGCGGUAUUCUAGAUCUGCGUACGUCGAGGCUCUGAGCAGACUUCGAAAAUCUCUAAACGCCCCUUCUGAGCGUCUGUCUGCCGAUAUCUUCUGCGCGGUGCUACUUCUAUGCUUGUAUGAGCUGUUUGCAAAUAAUCAAAAUCCAGACACGUGGAUGAAACAUGCAAAGGCUGUGAGUCAGCUAGCGGAGAUUCGUGGGCCGAACGCUUACAAGGACCCAUUCAAUAAUACGUUACUCAAAGCUGCAAGAGGAUUGAUUGUAAUGCACUCUCUUUUCUCCGGGGAAAGAUGCUUUCUAGCCUCAGAUCGGUGGCAUGCCAUAAUGAAGCAGCGCAUCAACUCAUUCUAUUCCGAAGAGCUGGAAGAUUUGUUAGAGGAAUUCAUAGCUCUAUUCACACUGGCACCAAGCCUAGUCCACGCCCUCUAUGAUAUCAAAGCAUCAGAUAUGACGAGUCCUGCAACCUGGAAGAAGGCUUCCGAAACCUUGACGCGGAUUCUUGAGAUUCAGAACAAACUGUCAGAAUGGUAUAGCCGCUUUUCCCGCAUGGCACCACCUCCAUACGAAAGGCUGUCAUCGUCCAACGAUGCAGUGUAUCCUAUCGUUCUGCACUAUUCUGAUUUAAAUAUCGCCUCAAUAUUCAAUUCCUACCAUGCAUACAUGGCUAUCAUACACGAGGCCCUACGGACCCUUGGUUAUCCUGGUGAACAUGAAGCUAUGGUCGCCUUUUUCCGAGAUCAGAUCUGCAAGUCAGUGGAAUACAACGGUGCCGGUCCCCUAGGGCCGUACAGGAUGGGAUUUCCGCUACGUGUGGCGUACGAGGCCGCAGACCCCAAAACAAAGGCUUGGAUAGAGAACCGUUUGGUGCAAAUGUCGCAGUAUUAUGCAGCUGUGGCACCCAAGAAUUUUGCCACGCCUUUUGACUAA